CCCGCCCAGCGCCUCCGGUGGGUGGGUCCAAACUGAGCUUUCGCACACAAAGACCCAGAUCUGGCGCGAAAGCGCUUUUACCGGCAGCGGGCUGGGGGAGGGUGCGGCUGCACUGCACCACGCGGAUCGAUAGUUGCUGCCGUUGUAACAGGACACCCGUUUUAUUUCCCCAAGGGGAAAAAUAACUUUUCUCGUUGUUCAAGUUAAACGUCCUUUAAAAAGGCGGCUGGAGUCGCGCGUUAUUGUUUAGUGAGCGCGUGUGUAACGUUACCGGAGUUCUACCGGACGCUGCGCUUCUUUGUCCUGUUCUGCGCGUCCCGUAGACUCUCCCUGGACUUUGCAGGUCUGCUACCCCAUGACAAUCUUGUAGAAGUUCUGCAGCAAUGCCUGGAGUCACUCACACGCUGUACGGCUGGGACAUGGAGCACUACUUUUACGACGAGAUGGACACCGAGGAGGAUUUCUUUAAGUCUACAGCCCCGAGCGAGGAUAUAUGGAAGAAAUUCGAGCUGCUUCCCACCCCGCCCAUGUCGCCCUCAAGAACGCUGGAUGGAGACUGGCUACUACCGCUACCGGGGCACCUGCUCGGGUGGGCGCCGCCAAAGGUUUUAACAUGUGAUGAGGAGUACGAGGGGCUGCACAAGUUCGACCCACUGGACAUUUUUGGGAAUCUGGGCUCUAUCGUUAUCAAAGACUGCAUGUGGAGCGGAUUUUCCACGAGUCACCGGUUGGAAAAAGUGGCUCAUGGCGAGCGAGCACCGGUGACUGCUCCGAUUCAGACCUCGACUGCACAGAAAGCUGCUCUUUCCGCAUCGGGCACGCCCGUGACUGAGACCCAGGCGGCACAGUGUGUAAACCCCGCCGCAGUCCUGGAACUCCCUGUCCCGCAUAACAAGAAAGUAGCUGCAGGCUCCUCCGGUUCCGAGUGUCGCUCGGAUUCGUACGAUGAUGAUGAGGAUGAUGACGAGAUUGAUGUGGUGACAGUGGACAACCGACCAAAGCGUGGCCGCCCUCCAAGUCGCCGUACACCGGUAACCAUUACCGUAAGCGCUGAUCCAUUUGGACCAUGUCCCAAGCGCUUCCACGUGUCUUUGCAUCGGCAGCAGCACAAUUACGCUGCCCCCUCCCCCGACACAGAUCCGGAGGAUGACUUUGAUGAGAUUGAGUCUGUGAGCAAACGGCCACGUCUGGAGCCUUCAUCCUCUCCCUCAUCUCCACUUUCUUCACCUGCCACAUCAGACUCUGAGGACUCCAGCGAGCAGCGUCGGAACUUCCUGGAGAGAAAGAGGAGAGAUGACCUUCGCUCGAGGUUCCAGGCGCUCCGGGAGGAGAUUCCAGGUCUGUCUGCAUCCUCAAAGACCUCGAAGGUGGCGAUUCUGACACAGGCAACGGAAUACUUGCUGCAGCUGCAUGCGCGCCAACGGCGUCAAGCUCAGGAGAAGAGAAAACUCAAAGCCAAACAACAACAGCUUCUCCGCAGGAUCAGCAUAUUACAGAACUCCUAAUAAACGUCUGCUUUAACAUGG
Molecule: messenger RNA, 1526 nt
Organism: Sinocyclocheilus grahami
Lineage: Eukaryota; Metazoa; Chordata; Actinopteri; Cypriniformes; Cyprinidae
Product: protein L-Myc-1a
Exons: 3
Coding region: 384-1505 (373 amino acids)
Biological process (GO): regulation of DNA-templated transcription
Molecular function (GO): DNA-binding transcription factor activity; protein dimerization activity
Source: RefSeq, a predicted model, not a curated record